AUGGCGUCGAGUAGUAAUGCUACGCCGCUGCUAUACGCAUGCAUAGCCCACAACACCACCGUCCUAGCCGAACACACGGCCUCUGCCUCCUCCAACGCCUCCUCCCUCAUCUCCCUCGUCCUCCCCCGCCUCUCCCACUCCACCUCCUCCCACAAAACAAUCGACCAGUCCAAAUUCUUCAUCCACUGCCUCGUCAAAUCCCCCGCCGACUUCCCCGCCUCGCAGUCCUCCGCCGGCGGCCUAACCUUCCUCGUCAUCGCCGAACGCGACCUCGGCCAACGCAUCCCCUUUGGCUUCCUCACCAACCUCGAGAAGAAAUUCUUCGCCGAAUUCGACGCUGCAGAGACCAAUUUCGCCGAUCUGCCGCCCUAUGGCUGCGCGAGCUUCAAUGCCGCGCUCAGGAAGAUGAUGCAGGAGCAGGGCGGGACCCAGGCGGGCCAGCAGGAUGCCUUGCGCACGGCGCAGCGCGAGAUUGAAGGCGUCCGGGAGAUUAUGACGGAGAAUAUCGAGAGAGUGCUGGAGCGGGGCGAGCACAUGAGUGUGUUGGUGGACAAGACGGGUCGCUUGGGUGAAAAUGCACGCGAUUUUAGGGUCAGGAGUCGGACGCUGAAGCGGCGCAUGUGGUGGAAAAAUGUCAAACUCAUGGUGCUGCUGACUCUGGUCGUCAUCUUUUUGAUAUAUUUGUUCGUUGGCUUUGGCUGUGGUCUGCCUGCAUGGGGACGUUGCCUCCGUCACUAG
This is a messenger RNA of Plenodomus lingam JN3, 738 nucleotides long. Lineage: Eukaryota; Fungi; Ascomycota; Dothideomycetes; Pleosporales; Leptosphaeriaceae. The record is from RefSeq and is a predicted model, not a curated record.